CUUAUCACAGGUUGUGACACGGGGUUUGGCAACAUGCUCGCCAGGAGUUUGUCUCAACAGGGUUUCCUGGUUUACGCGGGCUGCCUCGACUCCAACACCGAAGGCGCAAUGGUGCUCAAGAAGUGCCGAAACGUCCGAGUGCUGCAGCUGGACGUCACCAAGGACAACCAGAUCGACGAAGCCCUCGAAGCGGUCAAGCGGGACCUUGGAUCGAGAGUCCUCUGGGCCGUGGUGGCCAACGCCGGCAUCCCGAACAGCGGCCUCAUCGAAUGGAUGACCAUGGAGAGCAUCGUCAGAGUGUUCGACGUCAACGUCUUCGGAGUCGUUCGUGUUGCCAAAAAGUUCCUGCCACUGCUGAAGAGAAGCAAAGGACGAGUGGUCAUCGUCACUAGUGUGUACGGAUCAUAUACAUUCCCACUAGCGACGGCGUACUGUAUGAGCAAGUACGCAUCCUUAUCGCUUGUUGACGGUCUGAGGAGAGAGAUGUACAGCAAAGGAGUCGACGUCAUUGCCAUCGAGCCGACUUUGUACAAGACUGCCAUCAACGACAACGUCGGUUCCCUUGAGGCCGUCCAGCGAGACUUGAACAAGCAGGCGCCUGAAGUCAUCGCCGACUACACCGAGGCCGAAGUGAAGAACUGGCUCAAGUCGGCGUCGACCUACUAUUCGUACUCCAUGCGUGAGAACCCCCAGGAGGUCGUGGAUCAGAUGAUCUCGGCCGUGAGAGAGACGGACCCGAAGACCUGCUACCCGGCUACUGGACCCUUCGAGUACGCCUCGCUGUGCAUUCUCAGGACUUUGCCCGAUGAAGCAGUAGAUUACCUUAUCCUCGGCAUUCGCAAACUCAUCAUAUUGCUGUGUUGAGCCUCGUUUUUUAAGGCGAACACCUGAGAUGCCUCAUGAAACGCGAAAAUUGACGGUCGGCGUCGGCGGCUGAACACGAGUGAUUCAAAAGAUAAUCAUCACGCGAUGACGUCACCAUAUGACGUCGUCAAGACGUCACAGGUCGCGAGAAUGGGUGACGUCAUCAUGAAGUCACUGUGAGGUCUCGCAACGUGGCGUCACAUGGUGACACCAUCACAUGACAUCACUGCUUGGUCAAAGGUGGGCCGAUCCCGGACGCAGUGCAAAACGAGGUGAGGUGUAGGAAGCUUACAAUUCCUCCGAUCCUGAAGGCAUUGCAAAACCACGUUUGGCGCAGAUAGCUUUCGGAGGCGAGCGCGGAAGGUUCAAUACAUCGACUUAGAAGAAAAAUAAGAUGGCUUUCGCCUACGAGUCGACUUAGACGGAUGCAUAACGGACCCUGUGAGUUUUCGUUUUACGAUGCGUGAUGCAACCGCUGCGGGGUCCCCAGUCACUAAGACAUUACGGUACACUGAUGUGCAAGAGGCCGCGUGUGAGUUUUGCGGCAGUAGAGCCGGUAGCGAUAAAAUGUGAUAGCGAUGAAACGCGGUGAAAUGUGAUAACGCUUGUGCACCCGGAAGAGUGCACUGGUACGAAACACUUUUAAUUAUAUGCUGUAAUGAGAGAUCGCACACUCUUGGCAGUGGUCAGUGUGUAUGCCGCUUGUUUGUUUGACUUUUAGACCAAUACUCUAAAUUUUAUACCGGCAUCUUAUGUGACCGACACAAUAUAUUGUCUAAAUCUCAUAUGUUACAUCGGAUGUGCUGAUUAUGCUGUCCAUGAAUGUUGGGUGAUUUUUGUGAUAGCUAAUUAGUACAAUUAAAUUAUUUAUUACUUUGUUAUGAAUAUUUAUUUCGCAUGUACUUCCGUCUUACUUUAAUAUUUGCUGUGAUGGGCAACAUGCGUGCUUUUGAUUUGGUACUGUCGCUUUCCGCUGCUCGUAAUUUUGUUAUUUUCUGGGUGAAGGGGCCAGUCAAGCUGUGACAUGCAGGUUCAUUCUCUUCGCACCAAAUUGCGUAUAUACUGUACUCUUGUGUACCUGCCGCGUGGUUGCAUAAACUCUAUGUGUAAUAUGUAAAGCGCUUAAACAUUAACAAACUGCGAGUGUUGUGCAAGUAUGUGAGAUGGAUAUGUUGUUAACAAGAAUACUUGUUUCUUUACCAUUAAUGUACCUAAGUGCCAUAUGAACUAUGUCGUAUUCUAGAGAUUUACAGGCCUGGAAAUAAAGAUAUCACGCAAUUUGCUGUCCCAGAAAGCGCAAAAAAUUAACAAAGGCGCGAAAGGUGCAUGCUCAGAUUUCAAAUUUGUGAAUGUUUCCUGUUCCGUUAUUACCACUGCACAGUAUUUACAUAACAAAAAA
Rhipicephalus sanguineus (brown dog tick) is the source of this 2263-nucleotide messenger RNA. Its product is annotated as D-beta-hydroxybutyrate dehydrogenase, mitochondrial. The transcript has 5 exons. NCBI's taxonomy places the organism in Eukaryota, Metazoa, Arthropoda, Arachnida, Ixodida, Ixodidae. The record is from RefSeq and is a predicted model, not a curated record. Gene Ontology annotation, molecular function: oxidoreductase activity. Bases 34 to 864 code for a protein of 276 amino acids.